Messenger RNA from Cyphellophora europaea CBS 101466, 1218 nucleotides. RefSeq lists its product as uncharacterized. The record is from RefSeq and is a predicted model, not a curated record. Lineage: Eukaryota; Fungi; Ascomycota; Eurotiomycetes; Chaetothyriales; Cyphellophoraceae. Gene Ontology annotation, molecular function: FAD binding; monooxygenase activity. The transcript is spliced from 2 exons. Bases 1 to 1218 code for a protein of 405 amino acids.
AUGCCUUCACAGACAGGGUGGAGAUCAUUAAACAUUGCCAUCAUUGGCGGCGGUAUCGGUGGCCUGGCAGCCAGUAUCGCCCUCAGAAGAUCAGGCCACCAGGUGACGAUAUACGAGAGAUCAGACUUCGUGGGUGAAGUUGGUGCCUCAAUAUCAUGCGCUGCCAACGGCACGAGAUGGCUCCAUGAGUGGGGAGUCGAUGUCGAGAAAGGCGACCCUGUCAUUCUUCAGAAAUUGAUUAAUAGAGAUUGGAAGACGGGCGAGCCAGUCAGCGUAUACGACCUGAGUGACUAUGAGGAUCGAUGGGGCCACGUCUACAAUAUGUUCCACAGGCAAUACAUGCACAAGAUGCUCAAGGAUUGCGCCGAGCAAGAGCAAGGCGAGGGCCCCCCUGUUAAAAUCAUCCUCAACCACAGAUGCAAAGCCAUCGACACCGACACGGGCCUCAUCACCUUCGAGAACGGCGUCACAGCCACCCACGACGUCGUCGUUGGCGCCGACGGCAUCGGCUCCGCCGUCCGCGGCAUCAUCGGCGUGCACCCAGAGAAGCGGCCGGCAGACUCGUCCUGCCUGCAUGCCAACGUCGACACCGCAACGGCCGUCAAGCUCGGCCUGGUCGACUACAGCCAGAACAGCGCGAUCGAGUACUGGGGCGGCCACCACACGUACAACAAGAUUGUGCUCUCCCCCUGCAACGGCGGCAGCCUGCUGAGCUACUACUGCUUCUUCCCGCGCGAGAAGGGCGACUAUGCCAACCAGGCCUGGGACGCCGAGAGCACCACCGAGGAACUUCUCAGCCCCUACCCGGACCUCGACAGCCAGGUCUUCAAACACCUCGAGAUCGGCAAGGAGAUCCGGCCCUGGCGUCUGUGGGUCCACGAGCCGUACACACACUGGCAGAAGGGCGUUGCCUGCAUCAUGGGCGAUGCCGCGCAUCCCAUGAUGCCCGACCAAUCCCAAGGCGCCUGCAUGGCCAUCGAAGACUCGGCCGCGCUGGGCCUGGUCUUCAGCAAGCUCAACUUCGACGGCGACGUGCGCGCGGCCCUCGAGCUGUACGAGAAGGUGCGGCUCCAUCGCGCCACGCGCGUGCAGGCCGCGUCGGCGCGCGCAAGAGAAAACAUCCACGAGCGCAUUGGAUUCAGUGACAAUACGGACAAUCCGCUGUAUAAGGUCAAGGACGAGAAGGAGAAGUUGACGAUUACGGAGAUGAAUGCGUGA